GAACGCUCUCCAGGCUCGCCUAGGUGUUCCGCGCCCACCGUGCUGGCUGAGGAGGGGGUCUCUCGCCGCAAGGCCGCCGGGCCCUCGGUUUAAAUGUAAUGCUGGAUAUUUAUAUCUCCUUUUAAGUAACAUACUAUAUUAAUGCAGCAAGUCCUAAAGCCAUAAUGUGGCAUGCCAUCCUUUUUGAGAGGUGAAUAAUAUUGAAUAAAAAUGGCUGACAGAAGUGGGAAGAUGGUUCCAGGACAAGUGUAUAUUGAAGUGGAAUAUGAUUAUGAAUAUGAAGCCAAGGACAGAAAGAUUGUGAUAAAACAAGGGGAGCGCUACAUCUUGGUGAAAAAGACCAAUGAUGACUGGUGGCAAGUUAAACCAGAUGAGAAUUCCAAAGCCUUUUAUGUGCCAGCCCAAUAUGUUAAGGAGGUCACCCGCAAAGCUCUAAUGCCGCCUAUUAAGCAGGCAGUUGGACUGCCAAAUAAUUCUAUGAAAAUGAUGCAGAGUCUACACCUUCAGAGAUCGACAGAAAAUGUGAACAAAUUGCCUGAGCUUUCAAGUUUUGGGAAGCCAUCGUCGUCUGUUCAAGGAACAGGUCUUAUUCGUGAUGCCAAUCAGAAUUUUGGACCCAAUUAUAAUCCAGGUCCCACUCUCAAUCUAAGCCUGGACCUGACCCAUAAUAAUGGAAAGUUUAACAGUGACUCACAUUCUCCUAAAGUUUGUAGCCAGAACAGGACGCGCUUAUUUGGUCACUUUCCUGGUCCAGAGUUCUUGGACAUUGAGAAAACUAGCUUCUCCCAGGAACAGUCUUGUGAUUCAGUAGGAGAAGGCUCGGAAAGAAUCCAUCAAGAUUCUGAAUCUGGAGAUGAACUUAGCAGCAGCUCCACUGAACAGAUAAGGGCAACUACACCUCCAAAUCAAGGAAGGCCAGACUCUCCUGUGUAUGCUAAUCUACAAGAACUGAAAAUAUCCCAGUCUGCUGUUCCCCCACUUCCUGGGAGCCCAGCAAUUCAGAUUAAUGGAGAAUGGGAAACUCAUAAAGAUAGUUCAGGGCGUUGUUACUACUAUAACCGAGGAACACAGGAAAGAACUUGGAAGCCACCCCGCUGGACUCGGGAUGCAAACAUAAGCAAAGAUUUCCAAAGUCCAGGAGAUCAAGAGCUUCUUUCAUCAGAAGAAAACUACCACAGCAUUUGUUACAGCCAGUCAGAUAGUCAGUGUGGUUCUCCUCCAAGGGGUUGGUCAGAAGAGUUGGAUGAACGUGGGCAUACCUUAUAUACCAGUGACUAUACUAAUGAAAAGUGGCUCAAGCAUGUUGACGAUCAAGGUAGACAGUAUUACUACAGUGCGGAUGGAUCUCGGUCAGAAUGGGAAUUACCAAAGUACAAUCCUUCAGCCCAGCAGCAAAGAGAAAUAAUUAAAAGUAGGAGCUUGGACAGGCGGCUGCAAGAACCAAUAGUAUUAACAAAGUGGAGACAUAGCACCAUUGUAUUGGACACCAAUGACAAGGAAUCUCCAAGUGCCUCAAAACCCUGCUUUCCUGAAAAUGAAUCUUCUCCCUCUUCACCAAAGCACCAAGAUCCAGGUCAAGAGAAAUAUGGAUUGUUAAAUGUAACAAAAAUUACUGAACAUGGGAAAAAGGUUCGAAAGAACUGGUUGUCUUCUUGGGCAGUAUUGCAGGGUUCAUCUUUACUUUUUACCAAAACUCAAGGAAGUAGCACAAGUUGGUUUGGGAGUAAUCAGUCCAAACCAGAGUUCACGGUGGAUCUCAGAGGGGCAACCAUUGAGAUGGCAUCAAAGGAUAAAUCCAGCAAAAAGAAUGUAUUUGAGCUGAAAACUCGUCAAGGAACAGAACUGCUAAUUCAGUCUGAUAAUGAUGCUGUUAUUAAUGAUUGGUUUAAAGUUCUUAGUAGUACUAUCAGUAACCAGGCGGUAGAAACUGAUGAAGGAAUUGAAGAGGAGGUACCAGAUUCACCAGGAAUAGAAAAGCAGGAUAAAGAAAAAGACCAGAAGGAUCUUAAAAAACUUCGUUCCAUGAAAGUAUCUAGCAUAGAUUCUUCAGAACAGAAAAAAACCAAGAAAAACUUAAAGAAGUUUCUUACACGACGCCCCACUUUGCAAGCUGUUCGUGAAAAAGGUUAUAUUAAAGAUCAGGUGUUUGGAUCCAAUCUUGCUAAUCUGUGUCAGAGAGAGAAUGGCACAGUGCCAAAGUUUGUGAAGUUAUGCAUUGAACAUGUUGAAGAACACGGUUUGGAUGUUGACGGAAUCUACAGAGUGAGUGGCAACCUUGCAGUGGUCCAGAAGCUGAGAUUUGCAGUCAAUCAUGAUGAGAAAUUGGACUUGAAUGAUAGUAAAUGGGAAGACAUUCAUGUCAUCACUGGAGCACUCAAAAUGUUUUUUCGAGAAUUACCAGAACCUCUUUUUACAUUUAAUCAUUUUAAUGAUUUUGUUAAUGCAAUUAAACAAGAACCAAGACAUCGUGUUGCUGCUGUUAAGGACCUGAUCAGACAGUUGCCAAAGCCAAAUCAAGAUACAAUGCAGAUUCUUUUUAGACACCUCAAAAGAGUUAUAGAAAAUGGAGAAAAAAACCGGAUGACCUAUCAAAGUAUAGCAAUUGUUUUUGGUCCCACUCUGUUAAAGCCAGAGAAAGAGACUGGUAAUAUAGCAGUUCAUACUGUUUACCAAAAUCAGAUUGUAGAAUUAAUUCUUCUAGAAUUAAACUCCAUCUUUGGACGUUGAUUUUGUGGAAGACAACCUGUGGAAUAGAAGCUGGAUUCCAUCAAAUUUCACAUCUUUAUACACAAUGUAUUUUAUUUUUGGACCAAGCAGUGACUCUUUGAUUUUGCACUUUUUUGAGGGAUCAGAAGGGAAGUGGCAGAGCGAAGAUGCCUGUUAGACCCUCAUGUUUGCUGCUUUGUUGCAAGGUGAUAUAACUGUGUGUAAUUUUGGAUUCAUUUUAUCUUGAUUGAUUGCAUUUAAUACUCUGAAUUUUAGUAAAAAUGAAAACGUAAAUAACCAGUCAAAUACACUGGAUAAUUUGGUAAGAAAAACUACUUUUUUUCCCCCUCAAACUGGAUAAUGUAGAAUUUCUUCUCAUAACCUUAAGUUCUUCACUUGGUAGAAUAAUACUUACUAGGGAGUUAUUUUAAAGACACUCUUGGGCAUUUAAAACAAAAUGAAGUAUAUCCAUUUUGAAACCUGUGUAUUUCUUUUUCAGGGUUUCUGCAUGCAGUGGCAGUCUAAAUAUUAAAAUUAAUUUUAACUCAGAUAUAGUCCCUCAAUGAAGGCUUGCUGUCUUUUCCUGUGUUGCACAGCAUCCUUACUGGAUAUCUUAGUUACUUGUUUGGCAGCACACUAAUAUUGCUUAAAACACUGUGAUAUACUGGAGUUUCAUUUAGCAUAAGUCAGUUCAGGGUAUUUUGGACUUCCUCACCAUACUGAAUUGUAGCUAACAAUCCUAAUUAUAUCUAGUGCCAUAUUGAAUUCUUGGUAUGACCCUGUGGAAACAGACAUUAUUUGAUGUAAAUAUGGGCUAAAGAUUUAAUGUCCUUUAGCUUAUGUAUAUAAUUGUGUUGUAUAGUCUCAGAAUACAUGCUAACCCUACAUUUGUAAUCAUGAUAUAGAUAAUCUUUCUGUGAAUAUUAGGUUUCCUCCAUAAGUAGACCAUUAUUUGGGAACGAUAACUGUGUGCACUUUUAGAUUUUAAUAACAUUUACAGGCAGAUCACUGUAAUGCGAAUGGUACUGGAAAAAUACUGAAAAGACUUGCUAAAUGGUAAAUGCACUACAAGAGGAACCUUUUAGGUUAUUUAAUAUGUACAGACUACAUUAUAAAAAUUUAUUACAGAAUUCUAACUCUCCAGUUUGAAUAGUGGAAACUCAUGUGUAAAUUAGGUGUAUCUUGGUUGGAAAAUAACAUUGCUAAAUUUGAGAAUUUCUUUUUACAUUACUAAUGUAAUUGAUUUGUAUAAUAAAACAGGGUUUGGAAGGUUUUGUUACAGGGAGCAUGGUCUGUUGAAAAUUUUUUUAAAUGUAUUUUUCUAGAUUAACUGCUGUAUAUGAAAUGUCUAAUAAAGAAAACUAUAAGAGGUUUAGAGAUUUUUCCAUUGGAAGUGUGCAUUUUGGUUCUUAAUUUUUUGGAUUUUUUCUUUUGCUGACAUACUUCUAUACCUCAUUUUUAAAAAAUCAACUGAAUCCAAUAUUUCCUGUGGCAAAUAUAUUUUUUUCAUUUCAUACCUUUCUAUUCCUUACCAUACCAGCACAUCCCCUUUCCCAACAUACGCUUUUUAUUUUUCGUCGCCAUUAUUUGAAAGUGGAUGAUUUGUGACCAAGAUUCUUUUUCCUAGGAUUGCAUUUACAAUUUACAGAUUGCCUUCCUUAGGAACAAAAAAAAAUUGUUUGUAUGAUCUAUCUAAAAACCUCUCCCGAGUCAUGUGAUAAAAUAUUGUAUUUGUUUUUGUGAUCUUGUUAAAUGGGUAACAAGGCAGAUCGUUUGGGGUGGGAAGGAAAAACUCCCAAGUCAGAAUGUUUAUAUUUGCUUACAGAUGUUAUUAACAACACAGUGUGCUUUAGGACUGGCUUAUAUCUUGUUUGUAUAUCAGGAAAACAAUUAGAUACAAAUCUGUGAUCUGUGAUAUUCUUUCUCUUCGGUGGUCAUGAACAUAUCAAAGGUUAAAA
Urocitellus parryii (Arctic ground squirrel) is the source of this 4664-nucleotide messenger RNA. It is a transcript of the gene Arhgap12, whose product is annotated as Rho GTPase activating protein 12. Lineage: Eukaryota; Metazoa; Chordata; Mammalia; Rodentia; Sciuridae. Gene Ontology annotation, biological process: signal transduction; regulation of GTPase activity. The record is from RefSeq and is a predicted model, not a curated record. Gene Ontology annotation, cellular component: cytoplasm. Gene Ontology annotation, molecular function: protein binding.